This is a messenger RNA of Mucor mucedo, 1782 nucleotides long. RefSeq names its product gamma-glutamyltranspeptidase. The transcript has 12 exons. Bases 19 to 1740 code for a protein of 573 amino acids. Lineage: Eukaryota; Fungi; Mucoromycota; Mucoromycetes; Mucorales; Mucoraceae. The record is from RefSeq and is a predicted model, not a curated record.
CUUCUCUUUAUAUUCAUCAUGGCGAAUUUACCCUUUAUCUCUCGUCGCUCUACUAUCUAUGGCACACAUGCCAUGGUAUCUAGUUCUCAACCUUUGGCCACUCAAGCUGGAAUUGACAUCUUAAAAAAAGGUGGUAACGCUGCUGAUGCUGCUGUUGCUGUUGCGGCUGCACUCAACGUUACAGAACCGGGGUCAACUGGUAUUGGUGGUGAUGCAUUUUGUCUGUUUUAUGACGCAAAAGCGCGUACAGUCAAAGGUUUAAAUGGAUCUGGAAGAACUCCAGCAGCCCUCACCAUGGAUCACAUUCGCCAUCAAGCCAACAUUUCUGGCUCGGAACUACCUAGUACCAGCGUGCACGCUAUUACUGUUCCGGGCGCGGCUGCCGCUUGGGUAGAUACCGUCCAGCAAUUCGGAUCUGGAAAUGUUGAUCUUGCUACUAUUCUUCUCCCGGCCAUCGAUUUAGCUGAAAACGGUUUCCCUGUAUCCCAUAUUUCUGCUCAUGGUUGGAACCGCGAAGCCAAACAAUUAGCUGAGACCAAUCCUGAUGGAGGCGACAAUGCAUGGUUAAUUGAUAACUCACGUGCGCCAGUUGAAGGCGAAGUGAUGACAGUACCUAGCCUUGCCGAAACGUUUAAAGUACUUGGUGCUGAGGGAAAGAAAGGGUUCUAUGAAGGUCGUAUUGGUGAGUCUAUUGUGCAAGCCAUCCAAUCACGUGGUGGGUUGAUGACACUGGAAGAUCUUAAGUCUCAUAGUAGUGAGCUUAUCCAACCCAUCUCUAUUGAUUACCACGAUUGGACUGUCUGGGAAAUCCCCCCCAACGGACAAGGUAUUACAGCCUUGAUUGCAUUGGGUAUCAUUGAAGCCUUGGAAGAAUCUGGCCAAGUAGAUUUUGCAAAGAUUGAGCAUAAUUCUGCUGAUUAUAUUCAUAUUGUAACAGAAGCACUUCGUAUUGCGUUUGCAGAUACACGUUAUUAUGUGACUGAUCCUCAGGUUGAACCCGUACCUACUGAAGCUUUGUUAAACAAGGCGUAUCUCCGUGAGCGAGCAAAACUUGUGCAAUUAACAAAGAGAAAUGAUGAGAUCCAUAAAGGAUAUCCUGAACAGGCCGGCAACACUGUGUAUUUCUCUGUCGUGGAUGAACAGGGCAACGCAUGUAGUUUCAUCAAUUCCACUUAUAUGCAUUUUGGGUCCCAUAUUAUUGCUGAUAAUACGGGUGUAGUUUUGCAUAAUCGCGGCUGUAAUUUCGUACUUAUUGAGGAUCAUCCUAACUGCCUCGGACCUAGUAAAAGACCAUAUCAUACGAUUAUUCCAUCCAUGGUGACUCGCAAAGUGAACAACGGACAUGAACUCGAAGCCUGCUUUGGUGUGAUGGGUGCCUUUAUGCAACCCCAGGGCCAUGUCCAAGUGGUUCUAAACAUGAAGCAUUACGGAUCCAACCCCCAACAUGCGCUUGAUCUCGCUCGUAUUUGUGUCGCUCCACCCAAGAGCAGCGGAUCGGGAGGCGCUUAUUCUUUUACGGAUGUGGAGCACUCUGUGAUUUAUGUGGAGGAAGGUGUGACACAAGAAGCGAUCGCAGGACUUGAAGCAAAGGGCCAUAUUUGUUAUCCACUCCAGAAUCAUGCACGUUCCAUGUUUGGUCGCGGUCAAAUCAUUCGGUCUAAAAUCGAUGCUCGAACAGGUCAUCGUGUGCUUGCUGCUGGUAGUGAUCCUAGAGGCGACGGUCAAGCGAUUGGUUGGUAAAAGUAGCUCUUAACAGCAUCAUUACUUAAAUUAUAUAAAAGG